AUGCGCCUGCGCACUAGUUUCUACAGUGCUCGAGCUUUGCUGGACGGUUUUGUUCAAAAUGUUUGGAAGGGCCUCGGGAGGGAAUGGUAAACGGACUCAAACUGACAGUGUCACUGAUGCAAAUAAAAGUUGUGCGCACCACAAGCGGGAUCGAGAAAUCUUUAAGAAAUUGAGCUGUUCCAUAAAAGGAAUGAAAUAUAAUGGCAUCGGAAGACUAUCAAGAAGAGGAUGCUUUUUGCUUCAAUGUAGGAGGAUGGUUCUUUUCAAUUCCAAAGUCAAAACUUUUACAGUUCCGUGAUUCAGUGUUAUGGCAAGAAGCUUCCAGCCUUGUUCAUUCUGAAGAUGCCAGACUUUUCAUUGACCGAGAUGGAUAUAUUUUUCGUCACGUCCACUAUUAUUUGCACACAUCAAAGCUGUCUUUUUCCUGCCUUUCAGAAAUUAGCUUGUUGUAUGAACAAGCGACAGCAAUGUGUCUGACUUCUUUGCAACAGGCUUUGGAUAACAUGAAAGAAAGUAAACAUCAUUUACGCAUACGGCCUGAAGAUGUACCAAUCACUAAAAGAGCAAGCAGGAAUUAUUGGAGAACACGAUGUAACAGUAAACCUUCAGAGUUCCAAAUCAAAAGUCCAGCAUUUUCAGGAUUACCUGAUAAAGCUCCUUUAGGACUGAUUGACACACCUUUGUUGGAUACUGAAGAAGAGGUGCACUGGUAUUUUCUUCCUUUAGACCUAGUGAAGAAAUACCCUGCUUUAAUCAAUGAUGAUAAUCUGCUGUGGCUAUGUGAGGGAGUUGUCCUCAUAGAAAUUGGAUGGAGUAAUUUCCGAUAUAUAGCAAAUUUCCUUCAGACUGGGAAGCUUCUCGUGCCUGACAAAUUUUCAGAAAUCGAUGUUCUUGUGACUGAGAUGGAGAUGCUUCAAAUUCCAGAGCUCAUCAAAGCUGUGAAAACAUACAGGUCAGACAUAGGUGAUAGUUCCAAAGAUGUCUCUAUCCCUGUCAGUUCUAUACAUCAUUCUGAAGGCGGUUGUAACAAUUUAUGUGAAAUGACAGAUAAACCGUUAUAUGUCCUUGUCCUGGAACUGUUAGUGAAGUACCCAGAUUCAGCACUAGGACAGCUUUCCAUUGACAGCAGCCUUGAUGGGAUGAAGCUAUAUAUUUUUGGCAAUGGAGUUCUUUUUAAACAUGUCAGAAGCUGGUUAGGAACAUCCCGCCUGCCAUUGACUGAAGAUGUAUCUCAGAUGUGCGCAGUUUGUGUAUUUCUGGAUCAACAUGACAGCCUAUACCAGCCAGUAAAAGAUGCCAUGCGACUCUACCUGCAGAAAAGAAAAAGGGAGACAAUUGAAUCUAAUGACAGCUGGGCUGCUGAUGUAGACAGCCACACACUUCAUCAAAUUGUGAAGGUUUAUGUGGGAAACUAUUGGUAUGCCACUUAUCUGAAUACCUUCUUAAAGUAUCCAGAAUUGCUAUAUAAUCGUAACAAAGCUCAAUGGAUUUCAUAUGGCAAGACACUGUUCAUCAUUGGAGAUGGUCAGAUGUUCAGACAUAUUAUCAACUUUCUGCGGUUCGACAAACUGUAUAUUCCUUCAGGAUUCAAGGAAUGGCCAUUACUUUGUCAAGAAAUAGAAGAAUGUAAAAUUCCUGCACUUUCUGAAGCAUUGUGUCACUGUGAACAGUACAGAUUGUGGUGUGCAGAAAAUGAGACAGAGACAUUCAGUGCAGAAACAGUUAACGUUACUGCAGAAACUAUAACUUCAGUUUCUUCUGUGGAAAUUCAUGCUAGUUUUGAAGAAAAGGAAAAUAUGUUAAAUCAUGCUGCGCAAAAGGAACAUACAAACAAUACUGUUACUGAAAUAGAUCAAUGCAGAAUGACCAGUUGGAACUGCAGCAAUAAGCCAGUUCCUCAGACACGAAACAUGACCAUGAGUUCAGCUCCUAAAAAUUGCAGCACAACUAUUUCACCUCAGAAAGCAAAGAAAAGUAAAUUAAAUACGUUUUGUGCUGGAGAAAAGCAGGUGGCUGAAGAUUUGUGUACUUCAAGCGAUGAUGUAGGUUUUGACGAUUCAGAAAGUCCACCCAGAAAAAAAGCAGUCAAGCCACAUCAUAAUGGACAGACUGAAAUAAUUACAUCAGUGGACAAGUUAAUAUCUCUGGUUAAGGGAUGGAAGAAUAACAAUAUGGAGAAAGUUGCAUUUUUGCCGACUGCUGGUUCUAAAGGAAAACGAUUCAAUAAGACAAUGGAUCAUAAUGAUUUUGGUGGUUGGUCACAGAACUCUGGAUUUAUCAUAAAAGUUCACCAUCCUCUCCUGCUAGGAAAUGAUGGAUACUCUGUCUUUUACACAGAUAGUGUGUUAUACAUGAAGCCAUCUACUGACAUAGGUACUUUAUGACAUUAAACCCCAUCUGCCACUCCUCAGCCCAUUGGCCAGUGUGGUCAAGUUGAUGCCGUACAAUUUGGUUACUCAGAAAACAGUCAUGUCGCAGGUUUAGCAUCUCUCACUUUUAACUUAUCACAUGAAGAAAUAUUUUAUGCCAGGGAAUGUAAUCAUUUUUUGACCGGAAUCAUCCUCGAUUCGUAUACUUUGAAGGAUCCUCCACAAAUAAUUUGGGAAAUACUGCAGCUAGUAAACAUUCUUUGGACAGAAGAAAUAACACCAGAAACAUUUGUGUCUAAGCUGCUAAAUCUGAAGGUCUUCAAGAACCAAAAACAGUCACAUGACAAGCUGGUUAAAUGGUUAACGUUGACGCUGCCAUUUGCUUGGAAGUAUAGCCACUGCAUGGAACUAUUGUUGAAGAAAGGGUAUUAUAAAUCUGUCUCAUUCCCUGUGUUAGGAAACUAGUUCGAAAAAAAACUCAACAGAAAUAAAUUUGAACCUAAUGUUACUGACUUCAUAGCAAUUGUUGUCUACAAUGAUGAUCAAUAUUUUAAAGGUUCAUGGCAAAUAUCAGUAUAACUUGAACAGUAAUCUAUUUCAUGCCACAUUGUUUUUUCAGAAAGCUGGGCUUCAAGAGAUGGAGACCUGAAAUACAUUUUAUCAUUGAUGUAACUAUCAUCAGUCCAGUUGGCUCACCACCCUCUUUUAUCAUCACUGUGGAAUCACACACAGACCACUAUUACCACAAAGAAAAUCAUUUUUAAUAACUAAUUACAAAACACUGAUCCCAACCACUUUUUUCACAAGAUUGGCUUGAACAUGUAUUUUGUAUAAAUUAAACGUAAUUUUUAAUUUGGCCACAUAAAUAUGAGAGUUUUGCUAAACUUGCAAAAUACAGGUCAUAACUAAAAAUGCAUGUUUUUCUGCAAAAGUAAAGUUCUAAAUAUGUUGGUGUUUGGGUCAGAGAACAGAUUAAUAGUUUGAAGAAUUUUUUAAAGUCAUCUC
Messenger RNA from Stegostoma tigrinum, 3374 nucleotides. Its product is annotated as BTB/POZ domain-containing protein KCTD19-like. The record is from RefSeq and is a predicted model, not a curated record. Gene Ontology annotation, biological process: protein homooligomerization. The transcript is spliced from 18 exons. Lineage: Eukaryota; Metazoa; Chordata; Chondrichthyes; Orectolobiformes; Stegostomatidae.